ACGUGUAAGCCUAGCCACGUGGUUUCGCACUUCUUACGCGAACUGAACUCGUCUGUUGACGUCUAAUCCCUUCUAAUUGGACGUACAUUGACUGUUGUACUGGGAGACAUGAAAACCUCCCGAGAUACUCGAGUGUCCCACCGAGCUCGGUGGGCGCACGACGUCGCUCAUCAUGUCCUGACCGCCAUCGGACAAUUAAAAUGCUAGGACGAACUAUUUCGCUAUUUCAGAUGCGUUACGUCGCCGCAUACCUCUUGGCUGCCCUCGGAGGCAACGUCAAGCCGUCCGGCGCUGACAUCGAGAAGAUCCUCUCCUCGGUCGGAAUCGAGUCCGACAAGGAUAAGCUGAAGAAGAACAAACUUCCUCGCCGUCAGGUUGUUUCCGAGUUGACUGGGAAGGACCUGGAAACUCUUAUCAAAGAAGGAUCCGAGAAGCUCGCCUCCGUCCCCUCCGGUGGAGGUGCCGGCCCUGCCGCCGCAGCGGCUGCUGCUCCAGCUGCUGGAGAAGCUGCAGCUUCGAAGAAGGAAGAGAAAAAAGAAGAAGAGGAGGAGGAAGACGAAGACAUGGGCUUCGGACUCUUCGACUGAGGAUAUCGUCGAUGCGACCAUCGGGACGCACAAUAAACCACGUCUGGGAUUCAGAAAUCUCCGCGACGAGCUGUCGAACAGAUACUCUCCGUCGCGGGAUCUCCGUGAAUUUUGGAUAUGGGAAGGAA
Galendromus occidentalis (western predatory mite) is the source of this 715-nucleotide messenger RNA. It is a transcript of the gene RpLP2, whose product is annotated as ribosomal protein LP2. Gene Ontology annotation, cellular component: ribosome; cytosolic large ribosomal subunit. Gene Ontology annotation, biological process: translation; cytoplasmic translational elongation. The transcript is spliced from 2 exons. The coding region runs from base 201 to 587 and encodes 128 amino acids. The record is from RefSeq and is a predicted model, not a curated record. Lineage: Eukaryota; Metazoa; Arthropoda; Arachnida; Mesostigmata; Phytoseiidae. Gene Ontology annotation, molecular function: structural constituent of ribosome.